GGGGUGUGUGUGUCUCAGGGAACCACUUCCGGGGGAGCAGCGCGGCCGCGCGGGAGAAGCUGGCUCUGGAGAGUGGUGAGUUGGAGGAGACCUCAGGCAGCAGGCAGCUGAGGCCAUGGCCUCCGACCUGGACUUCUCACCUCCUGAGGUGCCUGAGCCUACUUUUCUGGAGAACCUGCUCCGGUAUGGACUCUUCUUGGGGGCCAUCUUUCAGCUCAUCUGUGUGCUGGCCAUCAUCGUACCUGUUCCCAAGUCCCACGAGGUGUUACAUAAACAAUAUCAGCACCAGGGGACAGGCUUGAGAAGUCCAGAGCUGCAGUCAGGGACCCAGCCAGGAGAAGGGCUGGCCUGCUUGUUAUCUUGGGAGGAUCACCCAGGGGUGCCUGCGACUGAGCUGGGCCUUUACCCCUGGUGUCUCAGCUGGAUAGCUGGCAGGGAGGCAGAACCAUCUGAGCCCAGAAGCGCGGAGGUGAUGAGGAAGCCCAAGACUACUGCUCCUGCGAACAAGAGGCCCAAGAAGGAGGCCAAGAAGAAGCGGUAGAAGAGAGGCCUGCGGAGCAGCGGGCAGGGUGGGGCAGGGCGGGGGCCUGGGCUGGGCAGCCCUCCUGGGACUUAACGUCCUGUUUCCUCACUGUGUCCCAGGCUCAGGGGCUGAGGUGGCUGGGAUGCCCUCUGACCAGAGAUCUGUAUUUUUAUGACAGUCCCUAGGUCCCUGCUGGGCAAACCACCACUUCCUCUUCCUUCUGCUUCCUUGACCCGUUAGAGUCAGGGGGGCUCAGCACCCUGUGGGCAGAGACUGUCUUAGAAGUCUGUUUGUUCAGAAGUCAGGUCAGCUCACAGAGUCAUGUUUCCUUACUUAAUCAUCACGUCCAGCCUUGGGUCCUCCACCUUGUGGAUUUACACUACAUGUUAGAGUUUGUCUCGUGCUGACAGGCACUGCCCUCUGCCACUAUUUGUGCACCGCAGACCUGCUAAUCAGUUGCCUUUGUCUCUGCUUGUGCAGAUGGAGCCAGGCCAGGCCUCCCAGUUGUUUGGGUCAAGAUGCCAUGGCCAUUGCAGUGUUAGGGGGCCCACUAGUGCAACAGGCAGAUCUGAGAGGUGCUGGCGUGAGAGCUAGCAGAAGACGCCAGCCAGGGUACUGCCUGGUUCUCCUCCAGCAGCUGGAAGGGAUUUGGCUGAAUGAGUGCACCUUCUCAGGCCCAAAAUCUCUGAGCCUCUUGAAAGGGAGGCUUGUCAAGCUCCAACCAGCCUUUCUUCAUCCUAUCAUAGCACAUUCAAGGUGUGCCUGUUGGUGCCCACUUAUACCUGCCUCCAGUUUUUUCAACCCCUGACCAGUGAGGAAAAGUGAUUUGGGGAAAUAAAUGUCAAUAAACUUCCCCACAUGCUG
Manis pentadactyla (Chinese pangolin) is the source of this 1387-nucleotide messenger RNA. It is a transcript of the gene MANBAL, whose product is annotated as mannosidase beta like. Gene Ontology annotation, cellular component: membrane. Lineage: Eukaryota; Metazoa; Chordata; Mammalia; Pholidota; Manidae. Bases 116 to 541 code for a protein of 141 amino acids. The record is from RefSeq and is a predicted model, not a curated record. The transcript is spliced from 4 exons.